AAGAAGGUUUCCUCAUAGAUCCUUCUUGUAUGUAUAUGACAUUAACAUGAAAAAAAGAUACAUAUAUAUAUAUAUAUAUAUGUGUGUGUGUCUUAUAAGCCCCCCAUUGUAUUCACUAAAUCACAAGUGCUGUUUAUCUCCGCGCUAA
Phytomonas sp. Hart1 is the source of this 148-nucleotide messenger RNA. Lineage: Eukaryota; Euglenozoa; Kinetoplastea; Trypanosomatida; Trypanosomatidae. The record is from the annotation of a GenBank genome assembly.